Molecule: messenger RNA, 2016 nt
Organism: Nelumbo nucifera (sacred lotus)
Lineage: Eukaryota; Viridiplantae; Streptophyta; Magnoliopsida; Proteales; Nelumbonaceae
Product: putative glycosyltransferase At5g03795
Molecular function (GO): glycosyltransferase activity
Source: RefSeq, a predicted model, not a curated record
CAAUGGAGCGACCAAGUGACAACGGACGAGAGAAAGCUUAAACUAUUUCCUCUUGUAUCCUCAUCUGAAUCUCCAUCUCUGCAGCUGGCCAGAGAGAUCUAUACAGAGAGGCAGAGAGAAUGAAGGAUUGGGACAAGGCUUCAUUUUGUUGGGCACCUUCAUCUCCGUCUCCUAAGCUCCUUGUGGUUGUAGUUCCUUUGGUUUUCUUAUCUGGGUUUCUUUGUAUGGAGGGUUCAUCAGGAACCUCUACUUCGUCUGAUUAUCCAUUGCUCUGGGGAGCCGGUACCCCUUGUUCUUCAUUUUCUCCUGCAACAAAAAUAACAACCACUGAAACUACAUCUGUUGCUUCAAUGAGACUGCCUUGUUUUUCGACUGAAGAAAGUGAGAGACAUCUGGAAACACAUCCAAAGGCGGUUCCUCUUCAUCAUGUACAAGAAACUCUUUGGUCUGACAUUUCUAUUUUCAAUCAAUCUUCUUCACCACAGAUGGUUCCUGCAGAGAUUCUUCAACUCCAAUCACCUGAUGAAAGAAAUCAAGAGGAUCUGAGGAUCCCAAUUAAUCAUCAUGGGCAUGAUGUUGCUCCCGCAGUAAUGAAGGAGGCGGGGGAAGAUAGCAAAUCUGCAGAGAGGCUUAAUGGGUCUGGUGUUGCUCCUAUAAUCACGAAGGUGGCAGAGGAAGAUAGCAAAUCAGAUAGGAUUAAUGGGUCUAAUGUUGAUCCCGUAAUCAUGAAGGUGGCGGAAGAAAAUAGCAAAUCAGAGAGGAUUAAUGGGUCUGAUGUUGCUCCCACAAUUAUUAAAAUGCAGAAAAAUCAUACCCAACUAGAGAGGUUGGAAGCAGGUCUAGCAAAGAUUCGGGCUGCAAUAAGAGAAGCUGCUCAUCAGAAGGGGAAUCAAACUUCUGACUUCGAUUACGUUCCAGAAGGUCCCAUGUACUGGAAUGCCCAAGCCUUUCACAGAAGCUAUUUGGUAAUGGAGAAACAGUUCAAAAUCUUCAUCUAUGAAGAAGGAGAGCCACCGCUGUUCCAUGAUGGUCCAUGUAGAAGCAUAUAUUCCAUGGAGGGAAACUUCAUUCACCAGAUAGAGAUGGAUAAACGCUUUAGAACCAGAAAUCCUGAAGAGGCUUAUGCUUUCUUCCUUCCCUUCAGUGUCACACAGAUGGUUCGGUUCGUCUAUGUGCCCAACUCCCAUGACAUUGGCCCCAUAAAACAAACUGUGAUCGAUUAUGUCAACCUCAUCGCCGGAAAAUACCCAUAUUGGAAUAGGAGCCUUGCCGCCGAUCACUUCAUGCUUUCUUGCCAUGAUUGGGGGCCACUAACAUCUUCCUACGUUCCACAUCUAUACAAAAAUGGCAUCCGAGUUCUGUGCAAUGCAAACACCUCAGAAGGAUUCAACCCAGCCAAAGAUGCAUCCUUCCCGGAAAUCAAUCUCAGAACCGGAGAAACCAAGGGGCUCAUCGGCGGGCCACCUCCUUCCUGUCGUCCUAUACUCGCAUUCUUCGCCGGAGGGCUGCACGGUCCCAUCCGACCACUGCUGUUAGAACACUGGAAGAACAAAGAUGAAGAUGUAAAGGUAUACGAGUACCUCCCGAAAGGCCUAUCGUACUACGACAUGAUGAAGAAGAGUAAGUACUGCAUCUGCCCAAGUGGGUAUGAAGUUGCGAGCCCAAGAAUCGUGGAGGCAAUCUAUGCGGGAUGUGUUCCUGUGUUGAUCUCAGACCAUUACGUCCCACCAUUCAGCGAUGUUCUGAACUGGAAAUCCUUCUCGGUUGAGGUUCCAGUGAGCGAAAUUCCCAACCUGAAAAGAAUUUUGCUGAGUAUCCCUACAAGGCAGUACAAAAGAAUGCAGCGAAGAGGGCUCAAGGUGAGGAGGCAUUUCGAAGUGAACUUCCCACCUAAGAGGUUUGAUGUCUACCACAUGAUUCUUCAUUCGGUAUGGCUCAGAAGAUUGAAUGUUCGAAUUCAUGACUUACGAUUACAGUCAUAGCUCUCGGACUCCCAGUUGAGUUGACUUGUCAUGU